AAAUCUAAUUCAAAAGAAGGAUUUUGAAAGUCAAAUGUGUCUGAUUUAAAAUAAUCCUGCACACAAUUGAUUGCAGACACAAGCAGAGCUCCAGAUAUCAGCAUCAAUCUUAAACUCAAGGUCAGACACAGUCAUGUUUGUGAUUCUUCUGUUUGCAUCAACGUUAAGCCAAGGUCUUACAAUAGUGAGCUAUGGAGACAGUUUCAUCACAGCAUUUCCAGAAAAUGUGGGUUACUUCUACCCAUACACUCCUAGAAGUCUAAGAGUCACAGCCCUCCAUGAAGACACUUCCUUCACUGUCUUCUACAACAACACAAAAAUAACAAAAUCAUACCUGCAGAGAGGUUCAACCACAACUGUGACAUUUCCUAAAACUGCCGAAGUACACGAACUUAACUACUCCACUAAUUCAAUCCGAAUUACCAGUACCAAAAACGUUGUAGUACAUUCUUUGAGUCAGACAGAUACAGGUACCAUUCAGAAGAAAAAUAUCCAGACCAGUGUUAUUCAACCCAUCACAAAUCUUGGCACAAACUAUUUGAUCCCUCCGCUAAGCCAUCCAGGCCUUAUCCAAACGUUCAGCGGAUCCUCGGCACCCUUCUCGUCCCAAAGAUACAGUUUGUUCAAAUUGAUCAUCAUCAAUGCAGAGGACACAGAAAACACUAUCACGGUAGUCUGGAAAGUAUCAGCCAGCGUUCAAGAAGAAAAGUUAAAGAUCCCGUCAUACCAGCUCAUCCAGAUACAGGCCAGUGCCUCACUCCUGAUGGUUAAGUCUAGCCAUAAAGUUGCAGUGAUUCUGACUCAUCCAUGUCUAGAAAUGACAGCCUGUAAAUGCAACAUGAUAGUGAAUCAGAUUCUUCCUACACAAUUUCAGGGUCAGAACUUUGUUGUGCCGUACAUUCCGGGUAUAACCCAGAGCCGCUUGCUUAUGACAUCAAAUGACACGGCAAUCUCACUAUAUCACAAUAAUGUUCAGUUACAGCCUAGUCCAUCAGGCUUCCUGUCACUUUCAGAUCAGACGAAAUCUCAGUACGUAAAUGCAUCAGGAGGCGUGUCCCUUAGACUGAUCAGUCCAGAUCUUUUUAUUGAAUUGAUCCCAGAAAACAUGUUUGCUGGCUGCUAUCUGCUACAGUUGUAUUCAGACAUCAAGAGCGCCUUAGUGAUAGCUGAAACUGGCAGCAGAAAUAAUGUACACAAACAAAAGGACCAUAUUACAUCUGCUAAGUGGACUGAGAUUACCGGCACAAAAUACUCUUCAGCUAUAAUACCUUUAACAAACCCAUCAACCUUCAUCUGGCAUCCAUCCUCAAAGAUUGCCGUUUAUAUACUGGAAAACACUGGCACGGCAGUUUAUGGAGGACCAGCUAUACCUAUAAAUGAUCAACCAGAUGAGUUUGGCUGUGUGGUGAUUCCUGGACAGUUUGAAGUCGGAAAUGAUCGUCUUAGUUGGGCUGAGUCCCUGGCUCACUGCACGAGUCUUCAAAAACAACUUGGCUGUCCUACAAGUGAAGACAUUCAGAUGAAUUUGGCCAAUACGGUUAACACAACAGAGGAUGAGGAGGCUUGGAUUGGACUACGUCGUAGUCUGAUGACUACAGACUGGUACUGGCAAAGGCAAACACCAUCAACAACAUCAUUACCAUCACCAUCAUCAGAUUUCUUUCAUUGGGCUGAUGGGCAGCCACUGGACAGUUUUAUGGGCCUUUGUGCUUCAUUGUCAUUGGUUCGUGAAGAUGAAUUCAAAUGGAAAAGUGCAAAAUGCUGUGAGAAAAAGCGUCCUGUCUGCUACAAAUCCCCAAUAUACCUUAAUCCUUUAUAUCCGGUUGAUCCAGUAAACAUUCCUUAGGUUCCCAUGUAUGUUAAAAGCACCACAAAUAUAUCCCGGUGUAAUGUUGUUUUAGCUGGUAACAAAAACUGUAGUUUAUGAUGGGAGAUACUAAAAAAGGAACGUAGUCCAUUUUUAAUCUUGUAAAAUUAUCAUCAUAGUGUUUAUGGGGGAAGUACAUUUGUAAUCCAUGUUCAUAGGUUCCAGGUAGCUUUACAUAGUGUUUGAAUUAGCAUCAAAAAAUAAAAUAACAGGUCUUAUUAGCGUGAAAUGAAAAAUCUCAAUUAUCUUUUGAUUGAAUAUGAAAUAUGUGUUUAUAAUCAAGGAUGUUUGGUGAUUUAGUACCUAGGCUUAAACAUGAGUUUUCUAGUGAAAGUGGUUGACUGUCAUCAGUUCUUAAGAGUUUUUUCCUUACUGGGGACUUUAAUUAAGGUAUGAUUCUGUAAAGUUGCUUUAAACAAUACAUAUGGUGAA
Triplophysa rosa is the source of this 2299-nucleotide messenger RNA. RefSeq lists its product as uncharacterized. The transcript has 4 exons. Bases 134 to 1846 code for a protein of 570 amino acids. The record is from RefSeq and is a predicted model, not a curated record. NCBI's taxonomy places the organism in Eukaryota, Metazoa, Chordata, Actinopteri, Cypriniformes, Nemacheilidae.